Rubroshorea leprosula is the source of this 1011-nucleotide messenger RNA. The record is from the annotation of a GenBank genome assembly. NCBI's taxonomy places the organism in Eukaryota, Viridiplantae, Streptophyta, Magnoliopsida, Malvales, Dipterocarpaceae.
CAAUCCAUUAUACUAACCAUUUAGUGACUUGAUGUAUUAUUGUUUGGUAAGAGUGUUGGGUUCUCUGCAGCUGCUGAUGCUACCUGAGUUUCUAUAAUAAUUGGUUUGUUCAAGUUGCUGAUGACAUGGAUAGAUGUUGCAAAAGUUGAUAACCUUGGGAGAAGACCUCUGCUGAUUGGAGGUGUCAGUGGGAUUGCCCUUUCCUUGUUUCUACUUGCUGCUUAUUACAAAUUUCUUGGAGGACUCCCUCUUGUUGCUGUUGCAGCCCUGCUUCUCUAUGUGGGAUGCUACCAGGCUAGUAUUCUUUCUUUUCUGUUGACAGCUCUACUAUUUUUCAUCCACGGCUUGUUUCGAAUUGGAACACUUGUAGAACUAUUAUUUUGAAUUUUUGAUUUUUCAUGUCUGAGAUUCCUAAUAUAGAAAAGAGUAUAAGUUUGUAAAUAGCAAGAAUGCAAAUAUAGACUGCAGCAUCAAGAAAGAGGCCUAGGAUCCUUGUCCAAUGUUUUCGUUGACCAAAAGUCUUUGUUGUAAUUUAACUGAUUCUUCCUCCUAUAAACAACCUUUUAGAUAUCAUUUGGCCCUAUCAGUUGGCUAAUGGUGUCAGAGAUUUUCCCACUUCGAACAAGAGGCAAAGGGAUUAGUCUGGCAGUCCUGACUAACUUUGGUUCAAAUGCUAUUGUGACCUUUGUAUUCUCACCGUUGAAGGUAUUUGUAAAAUUUCCACUAAUCUCGGUUGUCAUUGUUAACUAUUUGUACACUUGCACUAUGAAUUGGAUCAAUAUCUUCUGAUUCUGCAAGAGCUACUAGGAGCAGACUGUUGGAGUUGUGGUGUUCAAGCUGCAAAAGUAGUAGCAAAUGAAAUGCACAUGAAAUGCAAAUGCACAUGAAAGGCUGCAAAGAGGUUGCAGAGCUGCCAAAGGACGCAAGUUGCAGCAAAAGUAGCUGUUAUGUGUUUAAAUUUCAAAUGUACUUUAUUGUUUUUUUAAUGUAGAAUAGAUUUGAAUUUUGAAA